AUGACGUCUUUAGUGCUCAUCGGAGUUGGCAAAAUCGAUCGGGUAGCACAAAAGUUUGGAAUACCCAUCGUGAGGUUGAAAAUAAGAGGGUUGACUACAAUAGGUUACGUGGCAGAGAUGCACCAACGAAUCAUGCACCAAAACAAUGGAUUCACAAAGCUGGAAUUAAGGGGAAGGAAAAAAUCCCGGAAAUUGGGCCAAAUUAUAAUGAGGCAAUUAAUGGCGGUGUUUUUGACUGAUAACCUUUCCAUUAAGACUAUUUCAAAUAUUGAAAAUUUGAUUAGUCCCAAUAAGGGAGCUUUGACAGCUAAUUAUGCUAAGGAUUAUGGUCCCAAUAAGGAUUGUGGUGCUAAUUAUGCUAAGGAUAAGAUUCUGGCCUUGACAGCCCAUGGUGCUACAGCUGCCCCAUCAAAGCAGGCGGAGAAUAGUAGACCAACGUGCAAUGGACUAGAGUGUUGUGGGUCUUCAAAUGCCAUAGUAGCUCCGAUGGAAGGGGGUGUAAUUAGCAAUUGCUCUGGGGAUAGCUUUGAUAAUGAUAGCACAUCGGCUGAGGAAUGA
Molecule: messenger RNA, 558 nt
Organism: Ilex paraguariensis (yerba mate)
Lineage: Eukaryota; Viridiplantae; Streptophyta; Magnoliopsida; Aquifoliales; Aquifoliaceae
Source: the annotation of a GenBank genome assembly